Suillus plorans is the source of this 906-nucleotide messenger RNA. RefSeq lists its product as uncharacterized. Lineage: Eukaryota; Fungi; Basidiomycota; Agaricomycetes; Boletales; Suillaceae. The record is from RefSeq and is a predicted model, not a curated record. The transcript is spliced from 4 exons. The coding region runs from base 1 to 906 and encodes 301 amino acids.
AUGCACCGAUGCUCCCAAUGCGAGAAACAAUUGUUUCAAAUGGGUUUGUUCAUGGCCUCUUUCACCCAGCCUAGGACAGCAUUCACAUUUGCCUUGCUGAACAAUUUUGCGCUUGACAAUGUAGAGUCCGGCAAUUCUGCUAUGAACUACUACAAUAAAUUGCGGCGGAGAACGUCAAGUAUCUUCCCUCACCUAGUACCGGAUAGAUACAGGGAAUUGAUGAGAGUGGCAAGGCAAUGGCGGCAGCUGAAGCUUCUCAGAUGCAAUGGUUUCGCUCACGGAAAAACGCAUCCUAAACUGGGCGAGCUGGGUCUCUUCUGCCUGACAUGCCCACAACCCAGGAUCAAUGUUGCGCUGCCAACACAAUACAAUGAAAAUCUCCACCCAACAAAUCCGGAUGAUGAAGUAUGGCUCAUGGAUGGCCUCAGGUUCAUGGUCGGUAGAAAAUGGUACAAAGCUCACUUGGCUGUAGCAAUGGAUUCAAUGCAAAGGUCCAAGUGCAACAACCACCGGGCGCUACAGGCAUUGGUGGAUGUGCGAUUGGAAACUGCUUUGACAUUUUACGACAUGAAUUGCCAGUACAACAAAUAUCUAUUGCGUCGGGUCGAGGAGAGCCCAUAUUUGGCAAUCCCAUUUGGAAUGGAGGUCAUCCCAGGAAUUGGACUUUGGCAUGUGCGCGGUCACCAGGACCAGUGCUACAUGAGAUACACUUCGAAUUUUAUCAUGGGAGCGGCAAGAAUCAAUGGGGAGAUCAUGGAGACACUGUGGGCACCUCUCAAUAUCAUAUCUCCUUCCUGCCGAGGUAUGUCCACUCCUCAUUGGCAGGAGUGUCUUGACUACCAGAUGAACGACUGCAAUUUCAUGAAGAUGAUUAGGAUGAGUGAGACAUCUGAUGGCUGCAGAUAG